This is a messenger RNA of Adineta steineri, 705 nucleotides long. Lineage: Eukaryota; Metazoa; Rotifera; Eurotatoria; Adinetida; Adinetidae. The record is from the annotation of a GenBank genome assembly.
GAUCGAGUUCGUAAAGGAGAUUUUGGUGAUCCAAGAAUCUUUUCAUCCGUAUUCACACAAGAUUUAAAACCUGAAAAUCAUCGUGCUAAAAAUGGCUUUGAUAGUGGUCCAAUUCCAGACAUAGGUACCUAUCCAAUCAAUGCAGUUCGAAAUAUAUUUGGUUUAGAACCAAUUGAAGUUACUGCUAUUGGAUUCAAAACUCCAGGUCGUGAAUUUCUUAAAAUGGAACACGAUACAAUCAGUGUUACACUUCGAUUUCCUGGUGAUCGUGUUGCUCAAUUCACUGUUAGUUAUGCUGCUGCUGGCACUGAUUGCUAUAAAAUUGUUGGUACUAAAGGCGAUAUUGAAGUCAAUCCUGCUUAUACAUGGGGUAGUGGUGUAAAAAUUGCUUAUAAAACAAAAAUCGAUGGUAAAGAAGAUUCAAAAACCUUUCCAGAAACAGAUCAGUUUGGUGGUGAAGCAGAAUAUUUUUCUGAAUGUAUUCUAAAUAAUACUGAUCCUGAAGCUGAUGGUGAAGAAGGUUUACUUGAUGUACAUGUAAUUCUUGCUAUUAAAGAAUCACUUAAAGCAAAUGGAAAAACAGUUAAAUUGGAAGCACGUCAUCGUAACAAACGACCAGUAUUAGAUCAAGCAAAAAAAUUAUCAUUGGCCAAAGAACCAAAACAUUUUAUCGGUCGAGAUUCACAAAAACCAUCAACAGACUAA